AUGCUUGGGCAGAAAAGCAGGAGUGCACUCCUAGCACAGGGUAUGACUUUGUCGCUGAAGAACAAACAAACGGUCAGGGAUGUAUGCAUAGUGGAGCAUCUCACAGACCCAGAUCACUGUCUAGCUGCUGUGCGCAAGACUACAGACUCCCUAGUUGAAGAAACUCAGGCCGCCUCUAAACGUGCAUGGUUGGCUACCCAGGAAACCUGCAGGGAAUUCCAAGGACCUAAAAGGCUUGUGUGUUGAGAAGUAAAUGACCCCAUUGGACCCAGGUGACCCCACUACAGUUGCUGCGGAGCGAAAGCCCAAGAAAACCAGGAGAGAGCAGAGUGCCAAAUCAAAGAAGAAGAAUGCAAAGAAGCAGAGGAAAAAGAAAGAGCAGCACCACUAAGGGGUCGCUGUCUCAGGGUGGAGGUUAUUCUUUGUCCAGUGAAGCUUUGGAUAGCCAGGGUAUUACAUAUGGAGCUAUAG
Molecule: messenger RNA, 471 nt
Organism: Coregonus sp. 'balchen'
Lineage: Eukaryota; Metazoa; Chordata; Actinopteri; Salmoniformes; Salmonidae
Source: the annotation of a GenBank genome assembly